CUUGUGCAUCAAGCCUGUGCACACCUAAUUCAGAACUCUUGACAACAUUUUUUUUUUCAGUAUUUUUGAGCUCCGAUGUGAUUUUUUUGUCGUUACCAAAUAAUUAUUAUUGGCAAUGAUCAAGUCACUCUUGCUGAUUGCCGCCGUUGCUGGUCGCCUGGCCGUAACAGCCGGAGACGGUUCACCAGAAAACGUCAAGUACACCGAUGUAGCGUUGGACGAUAAUACAGACACCGUAUCAGACUUCAGCGAAUUUUCAAAUGAUCAACCACCCAGCCAAUCUAUCGUAUUUCCAGACUACAAACGAUUUGCAAACAAAACGGGUCUAAAUACAAUCAAAAAAACAAAAGCCGUUUGUGAUGCGCUUUGUGAAAAUGGUGGUUAUUGUGAAGGACCAAACAAAUGCAAAUGCGUUGGUAAUUACACAGGAGAACGAUGUCAGAUAAAGCGUUCCAGUUUUCUUAAAAAUUCCGGUUAUAACGUAACUUCGGAAAAUUUAAUCAACAAACAUACAGAAAAGAAAAUCGAUUAUUCUUCGCAGACAAAUGGUGGACCAUUGGAAAAUAAUGUUGCAUUAAAUACAGAUUUGAAACAUCCAAGCCCGGCUUGUCACGGAUUUCCAAACACACCGAAGAAUUCGAAAAAGAAAUGUAAAGCGGGUGCUUGCAAGAUUAGCUGUAUUGAAGGAUACCAAUUUCCCGAUGGAUCAUCUGUAACGAAUGUGUUUUGUAAGGGUGGAAUUUGGUCACCGAGUAACGUCCAGUGGACUAUUGUACCCAAUUGUGUUCCUAUUUGCGAACCUCCUUGCCUGAACGGUGGCAACUGCAUAAGUCCGAAAACAUGUCAGUGUCCAAUAAAUUUUCGAGGUUUCCAAUGCCAAUACCCGGAAAGUUCGUGUGACGUAAUGAAAUUGAAUUUCAACGGAAAUUACAAAUGUUCUGGCGAUGAAGACAAGAAUAAAUGCACGCUCUGGUGUCCCCAAGGGUCUACCCUGCAACCUUUCGGUACAGCACAAGUCGAGUACACUUGUCUGUAUGAGACUGGGAAUUUCGAACCGAAACAAAUACCGCAAUGUGUGUUCGCUAACCAACCGAUCUCGAUGAAAGUUAUCACCUCGGUCGUUGAAGUCACUGAACAAUAUGAAAAACGUGCUGGCAGCUGUAUAAGGUGGGGUUAUGGUAAUUUCAAGACGUUUGACGGAGCAAUUUAUAGUGUCCACAGCGAAUGCACGUUCACACUGGUUAGUGAUGUUAAAUCGAAUUUAUACCAUAUUCAAGCACGUGCCCGACAAGGUCUUGUCGAAUACAUCAACAUAUUUAUCGGGGACAAUCUAUACAUACUGAAGAGAAACGAUGAUAACAGUGUAACGCUUAUGACCAAUGACAAGCCGGUCUCGAUUCCAAAUGAGUUGGUAGAUAUUGGCGUUGAAGUUAUCGGCGGACAAACAGUGCUAACCCAUUUGCGCAAUGCGAAUAUAAACAUCUUAUGGAAAUCCAACGGUAUUUUACAAUUAGACGCGGGCGUUGAAGUCUGGAACUCGACGGACGGCCUUUGCGGCAACAUGGACGGUCUGCCGAAUAACGAUUUGUCGCACAAAAGUGUUUCGGAGUUCACCAGCAAAUGGCUUGUAAACGGGUUCAAUGAAAUAUGUGACACUCCCGUUGACGAAAUAAUUAACGUCACAAACAGUGUUUUUGUCAAAGCCGAAACAUUUUGCUCGGCGUUAAAAAAGGCGCCUUUCGAAGUCUGCAAAGACAAACAAUUGACAAGUAUCGAUGCGUAUAUAGAUGCCUGCAAAAGAGAUUACAGUUAUUGUGUUACGAAAAACGACCUCGAAUGUGGUUGUAACAGUAUAGCCGUUUAUGCGAAAGAUUGUUUUGGUCAUGAUCAAAAUACGAUGGCUUGGCGAGACGAAACCCUAUGUCCUUUCAGGUGCCCCGCCGGUAAAGUGUAUUCACAGUGUUUGCCAACUGUAAAGCAAACAUGUUCUAUGCCAUUCGACGUUAAGCCCAGUAACAACAAUACAUACUGCGAGGAAGGGUGCAUCUGUCCGGUAGGAACCGUCGAAGACAAUGGAAAAUGUAUAUCCAAAGACGAAUGUCCGUGUAAAAUGAGAAAUCAAUUUUAUAAGCCCGGAGAUGUCAUAAACAAGGAUUGUAAUAAAUGCACUUGCACUGGAGGUGAAUGGAGCUGUACUAACGCCAAAUGUCAAGCAGAGUGUUAUGCUAUAGGCGAUCCACAUUAUAAGACUUUUGAUGGAAUGAAAUUCAACUUUAUGGGCGCGUGCUCGUAUUAUCUCGUUGUUUUGCCCGAGUUCGCAAUAGAGGCAGAAAAUAUACCUUGUGAUGGUACAAUGUCUCAAGAAUACGGUUACGAGACACCCGCGUACUUGGGAAAAGCCACGUGCACUAAAACCGUAACUAUACGCGUUGGGAAUAGUACUGCGAUAAAAUUAGGGCAAAACAAAUUGGUGUCGGUUAAUGGUGAAAUCGUUGAUAAACUACCGGUUAUUGUGCUAGAUGUAGCUUACAUUAGGGAAUUUUCGACGUUCUUCUUACAAGUGAUGCUGACAAACGGCAUCGAAGUGUUGUGGGACGGAGAGACGAGGCUUUACAUUCACGCCAGCCCUGAGCUCCAGGGUAAAACUAAGGGACUGUGUGGAACAUACAACGGAAAUCAAAAAGAAGACCUGCUAACUCCCGAAGGAGAUAUCGAAACAGAUGUUGUAUCGUUUGCCAACAAGUGGAAAACCAAAGAAAGCUGUAAAAACGGCAAUUUAGAAGUUGCUUUAAAAGCGCCUCAUCCUUGCGACGCAAACAUACAAUUCAAACACAUUGCUGAGAACUACUGUAGGAAUAUCACCGGUCAGCAGUUCUCGGACUGUCACACUCUAGUAGAUCCAGCUGCUUAUUACGAGGACUGUUUAUAUGAUAUGUGUUCCUGUCAACCGGGACAAUUUUCACGUUGUUACUGUCAGAUAUUAGCUUCGUAUGCCCUAGAAUGUGCUCAUCAGGGUUUGACCAUUGAUUGGAGAAAAGAAUCGAGAGAAUGCGGCGUUCAAUGUCCAGCUGGCCAACAUUAUAGCCCGUGUGGAAAUUCAUGUCAGCGUACGUGCCGCGACAUAUCUACAAUAAAUGCGUGUAAAUCAAAUUGCGUGGAAGGUUGUUACUGUUCGCCGGGAUCAGCAUUGUCAGAGUUUGGUGAAUGUAUACCCAUAUCCGAAUGUCCUUGUUAUAAUAACGGUCAAAAGUACAUGUCCGAACAAAAAAGAAUCGAAGGAUCUAACAAAGAACCGCGUUUAUGUACAUGUAAAAGUGCAGCGUGGGAAUGCCGAGCCGCUGAACAAUCUGAAGUAACUUUGUGGAAAGAAGUUGGGCCAAAUACAUGUAAUCAUGGAAAACAUUUGGAGUUUACAGAGUGUGAACCGUCAGAACCGAUUACAUGUCAUAAUAUGCAUGAUCCGCCUCAAUUUUCGCCUGCUGUUUGCUAUUCCGGUUGUAUUUGUAAAAAACCGUAUGUACUUGAUUCGUUAAGCAAAGAAUGUGUAUUACCUAGUGAAUGUCCUUGCCACCACGGUGGUAAGAGUUAUAGUAACAACGAGACGUAUUAUCAAGGCUGUAAUACUUGCAAAUGUAACUUGGGCAAAUGGAAAUGUACUAAAAACGAAUGCAAUGGAGUUUGUACGGCUUGGGGCGAUUCGCACUUUCAAACUUUCGACUCGCGUUAUUACGAUUUCCAAGGCGCUUGUGAAUAUGUUUUCGCAAAAGGAACGUUAACGACAUAUGAUACGUUUGUCGUUUCGAUAGAUGUAGUGCCGUGUGGAUCGACAGGAGCCAGUUGUAUCAAAUCAAUAACUCUAACUGUGGGCAAUGGUAACGAAGCGGACACGGUGAAUUUGAAAAGUAUAGUUUCUUUACCAAAAUUGAAGAGAAUACAAGUUAAAGAAGUCGGAAUUUUCAUAGUAGCCGAUGUGCCAGACAUUGGAUUAGUGAUUCAUUGGGAUAAGGGUACAAGAGUACACUUACAACUCGAUCCAAAAUGGAAAAGCCACGUAAAUGGUUUAUGUGGAAAUUACAACGAUAACCAAAUGGACGAUUUCCAAACUCCCUUCGGAGGAAUGCCUGAAGUGUCGUCAUUGUUUUUCGGCGAUUCCUGGAAACUUCAAUCUUAUUGUGCGAUGCCAACCGAUAUUCGAGAUGCUUGUGCUCUACAUCCGCACCGGAGACAAUGGGCGCACAAACAAUGUAGUGUUUUGAAAUCCUCACUGUUUAAAUCAUGUCAUUCCCAUGUUUCGGUUGACAAUUAUAUUCAAAGGUGUAAUUUCGAUACAUGUGCAUGCGACCAAGGGGGCGACUGCGAAUGUCUGUGCACAGCUAUCGCAGCUUAUGCACAAGAAUGUAGUUUACACGGCGUUAAUAUUAAAUGGCGAUCUCAAGAUAUGUGUCCUAUCCAAUGCGAAAACGGUACUGCCUAUGAAUCGUGUAUUUCGCCGUGUUCGUUCAAGUCGUGUGAUGACUUUUUGUCUCGGACAACGGAACUAUGCGACCGAAAGCUGUGUGUAGAAGGUUGUAUUAGACCUCAUUGUCCGCAAGGCCAAGUUUAUUUGAAUGUCUCUUCCAAAAUAUGCGUGCCGAUCAACUCUUGUAAAAUCCCAUGCAAAGUCGAAGGUAGCGAUGAACUAUUCAACGAGGGAGAUAUUGUUUUUGAGGACAAAUGUCACACAUGUUAUUGUUCGAGAAAUAAAAAAAUUUGUAAAGGCCAGCCUUGUGUUCAAACAUUCGAGCCAGAAAUAGUUUUGACGACGCCUAGUUAUGUAAUACCCGUUGUUGAAAGUCAAUGCUUGUCAGGAUGGAGUGUUUGGAUAAAAAGAAGUCAUGAGAACAAUGGGACCAAUUCCGGCUUUCAGCCUUUGCCAUCAAUAGAAGAAAUACUGAACACGAAAUCUAAUGGUCAAGGUAUGUGUUCUCCGGAAAAAGUGUCUAAUAUCCAAUGUCGUUCAUUAAACGGAAAUAACGGAGUAAAAGAUACUACUGAAAAUAUAGAAUGUAGUGUAGAUAAAGGAAUUUCGUGCCACGGGAAAUGUAACGACUACGAGGUUCGUGUGUACUGUGAAUGUGAAGGGGAAGAGGACAAUUCAGUGUUGACUGACAAUUUGGACAUUAUAAAACGAAAGAAAAACACAACUCGCAUUGUUUGUCCAGUUGGUUUAAAAUGCAAGAUCAUGUGCAAUCAGAUUUGUCAGUCAUUCGAAAAUGAAAUAAAAACCACAAGUGUUUGCGAAUCUCCGCAACAUUGUAUAUCUGGUUGCGUUGAAACAAUUGAACAGAAUGAUAUUUGCCCAGAAGGUUCGAUGUGGAGAGAUAAAGACACUUGCGUCCAUAAGAGCGAUUGCACUUGUUAUUCCAGAAACGGUACCCAAGUGAAGCCCGGUGGUAUUUAUAAAGAAGACUCGUGCACUGUUUGCCAAUGUUUGAACAACGCUUAUGUGUGCGACGACUCGUCUUGUAAAAUUCAUGAAAUAUUCAGCAAUGAAAAAACAGAAUUCACAACUACAUCAUCUUACGAAACGACAAAUAACCAAGAGCUUUCGACACCGAAUUUGAUUGUUAGUGAAUUGCCAUUACUGUUUACUGAGACAACGCCGUCGUCGACCGAAUUCACAAGCAAAACGAAUAUCAUCGAAACUAGCAGUCAACUGCCAACAGAGUUCACUUCACAAAGUACUGCCAACACACAAGAUUACUUUAGUCAAAAUUUAGAAACAUCGACACACCACAACAUAGUUUAUGUACCUUCAACAGUAUCUGAACCGGCUCUCCAUUGUGAUAUCAACCAAGUUGAAAGUAUAUCUUCAAAACUCGAACCGUCAUCAUUUAACGCUAGUUCUUGGUACAGUUCCAACACUGAACCGUAUUACGCACAGUUGGAUUCUGAAGACAAUGGAUAUUGGAGACCAGCGAAAUCUAGCGAAACUGAGUACUUGCAAAUGGACUUGGGCCAGGCGGAAACAAUUUAUGGUAUAGAAGUAACUGGUAGCCCAACACACGAUGAAUAUGUCACUAGCUAUCUCGUGGCACAUAGUUUAGACGGUGUUGGCUUUAGUUUCGUGUCGUAUAACGGUCAGCCGAAGAUUUUCCGAGGACCUCAUGCUCAUAAUAAAGUAGAAAAACAAAUACUAGUAUCGCCAAUCGAAGCUAGAUAUAUACGAGUUCUGCCUAAGAGUUGGCAUAAUGAGAUAGCAAUUAAGUUGGCACUUUUGGGAUGUCCAAUCAAAUCGACUACAUUUAAUCAUGAAUUUUCUACAACUCUUGAACCUACUCUCAAACCUGUUUGCUCUGAGCCAAUGGGUAUCGAAUCAGGUUUGUUAAACGAUGCCAUGAUAUCUGUAUCAUCAUCUCUGAAUAACGACUUUCAUUCUGACAAUUUAUCACUUAACAGUACAACGUCAUGGAUACCGUUUACUGCUUCUACGAACCAAUGGAUACAGGUUGAUUUUACCGGACCAAGAAUAAUUACUGGAAUUGUGACGAAAGGUAAUCCUCUGGGUAAUGAAGUUGGCGAAGCGUGGGUCGAAGCUUACAAAGUUAUCUAUAGUAACGACUUGGUGAACUGGAAUAAAAUAUUAGACUCCAAUGAAAAAGAAAAGAUAUUUUCUGGGAAUUUCGAUAGCAGUAGUACACUAAAAAUGUUUUUGGACACUCCCAUUCGAGCGAGAUAUAUUCGAAUUCAUCCUGAAAAAUGGCACAACAAGCCAGCUUUAAGAUUGGAAAUACUCGGUUGCUUUGAAGCAUAUUCUGUCACGCAAACCGUUUUGUUCGAAGUCACCGAGAAGCCUGUUGUGAGCACAUCUAAUUGUAGCAUUUGUCCUGGAAUAGUAGACUACGAAUGCAAGUGUUCUCCGGAAAAAUGGUGGAAUGGCGAAUCUUGUGGCUUGCGUUCUGAAUGCCCUUGCGUUAUUGGUGUUAUGACUUAUCAAAUAGGAACAGUAUACGAUUUAGAAAAUUGUCAGCAGUGUAUGUGUACUAUAGGCGGAGUGCCUAACUGUGCUCCAAAAGUAUGCUCACCCUGUCCACCGGGUGAGGUUUCAACCACUUUGUCAUCGAGCUGCCGGUGUGAAUGUGAACCUUGUAAAAACGGAACUAAGUUAUGUCCUACGUCUAACGUUUGUUUGGAUGAGUCUCUGUGGUGCAAUGGAGUGCAAGAUUGCGCUGACGACGAGAGGAAUUGUCCGGUGACCUCGACAACUACACCGCCACCCCCGCCUACUACUACUACUGCUAAUAUCAUCAGCACCAUAUCAGAGACGGAAGAAGUUAAAUAUGUCGUUCCGAUAAUACCGAUAAAAACAAAAAAAUAUCAUUUUUGCCCUGAAAUCAAAUGUCCCGAAGGACAAAUAGCAAAAAUAUUGAAUACGUUGCCACUGAAGUCUAGUCGUAAAGUCAGGAGCGCUGAGAUCGUUUCGGACGAUCCAUGGCCAUCUCCUUUCAGUCCCGUUACCAACUUGGCGGCUUCUUUGAAGAGAAACCACCGUGAUCCAAUAUUUAGCACCAAAGGGAAUACCAUACGAAGAAAAGGAGCUGCGACGAAUGUUAACUUCAAAUCGGGCGCAGUUAAAAGUGAAAAUCAGGAGCCAAUUUGCAAACAAUGGGUUUGCGAAGCACGCGUGCAACAAGUUCAAUGUAAGACGCCGUUAAUUGCAUGUCCUGAGGGUUACUUUUUACAAAUCACUCCGAACGAGCAUGAUAUCUGCCCGGUGUACACAUGUGUAUCAAGUGGUCUAGAAGAAAGUCAGUGCGAUAUUGACGGAAGGGUAUUUAAAACAUUCGACGGGACCGUUUUCAAGUAUGAAGUGUGUGAUCACAUAAUUUCCAGAGACAGAGUACACAAUAAAUGGAAAAUCAAACAAAUCCGACGUUGUCCAUAUGUCGGCGCUUGUCAACAAUCAUUGUGGCUUGAACAUUUAAACCAUACUAUUGAAUUCUUCCCGAACAUGACGACUACUUUUGACGGAUACCAUUACACAGUUAACCAACUCCAAGCCAUCGGAAGUCAAACAGAACAGUUUGCCGUAAAGCAAGUUCAGACCAAUUAUAUUAUAUUUGCUAGUACAUUAGGUUUCAACAUAAUAUGGCAAGUCAAUGGAAAUGUAAAAAUAAAGUUGAACGCUUUCUACACCGGAAGGGUGGACGGCCUCUGCGGGUUUUUCGAUAACAACCCUAAAAACGAUAAGCUUAAACGUGACGGUGAUAUCGCAUCAACCACUUCGGAGUUCGGACAUUCUUGGGCCGAUUCGAAUUUACAAUGCGAAGCGAAGAUUUGCCCUGUACACGUACAAAAGGAAGCGAUCAAAGCAUGCGAUGCUUUUAGAUCCGAACCGUUGAACCAAUGCGAACAUUUUGUGAACAUCGACGAAUACGUCAUGAAAUGCGUGGAGAGUAUUUGUUCUUGUUUGGAGAACUCGGCAAGUGAAAUGUCGGAAUGCCGUUGUAAAGCCAUUUCGGGUCUUGUGACACAAUGUUACACGACCAACUCAAGUGUAGAGCUCUCCGAUUGGCGACUGUUGCACGACUGCCCUGUAAACUGUCAAUCGCCGUUUGUCUUCAAAGAGUGUUUCAAUCGAGCUUGCGAGCCUAGUUGUGAUAACCUAUUACAAAAUGACCCGUGUCCGAAAUUGCCUGAAAAUUGUUUCCCCGGAUGUUACUGUCCCGAUGGUUACAUCAAAGAAUAUGGAAACUGCAUUAAACCUUCAAAAUGUAGAAACUGCGUUUGCGAGGGAUCCGGAACUAGCCACUACACGACAUUUGACAAAGUCGAUUAUGUGCACAGACAGAACUGUUCACACGUUUUAGUAAAAACCACGAAAGAAAAUGAUUCUGUGAAACCAGGAUUUACCAUAGUGGAAACAACCGGUAAGUGUUCAAGCCCACUACUCAAUAACGGGAUUUGCCUUCAGAAUUUAACAAUUACCCAUGCUGCUCACAAAUUAAGUCUGUCAUACAACGCAGAUGCUUCUAAGAUUUUAACAACCGUCGAUGGUCAUGAAGUUAACAGUACUCCAUUUGCAAACAAAUGGAUGUCCCUUACGGAGUCUCCGGGAAAGUCGAUUAUUGCAAAUAUACCAGUGCUAGAAUUAGAAGUCAUAUUUAUGUUUAUGAAUCAAGGGUUUUCCAUAAAAAUGCCUUCGCAUUUGUAUUACGAUAAAACUGAAGGUUUAUGCGGAAGUUGUAACGGCGACUCUACUGAUGAUAUGGCAGCCCCUGAUGGCAAUAUACCUAGUAACGUGGAUGAGUUUAUCAAAAGUUGGAAAGCUAGCGGAACAGAAUUCGAAAAGUGUGAUUAUGUCACGAAGAACGAAACAAAAGAGGAUACGUGUGAAAUUCCUAAACCGGAAAUAGAUCCAUGUCUUAUUUUAACGGACACUAAACUAUUUGGCCAAUGCCAUCCAAUAGUGGACGUACAGGUACACAUUAAGAAAUGCCAUUCUAUGUUGUGCGAAGGCUCGGAGGGCUCGUUUUGUCACUCUUUAGAAGCUUACGUCCGUGAAUGUCAGUCAUUUGGUAUAUGCUUAGAUUGGAGAUCUCCAAAUUUAUGUCCUUAUUCUUGUCCGCCGGGUUUAAUGUAUAAGGCGUGUAUGUCUGGCUGCGAAGAAACUUGUGAUAAUUACAAGGCUCUGCGAUCUGGGGAAACUACUUGUAACGGACUGUCGACCGAAAUGUGUGUAUGUCCACCAGGGCAAGUAUUCAAUAACAGUGUGUGCGUGAAUGAGAACCGCUGCGAACCUUGUGACAAUGAAAAUCAUUAUGCCGGCGACACUUGGUUAGUUGACCAAUGUACAACAUGCACUUGCACGCCAAGUUCGAAAGCUAUUCGUUGCGAAAAGAAGCAAUGUCAACAGUCAUCGUUUUCAAUUUGUCAAACCGGUUUUAAAUCUGUGAAAGACGAGACUAAAUCGGACGAGUGUUGCGAACAGUACAAAUGCAUUCCAGAAGAAAACCGCGUUCAGAACUGUACAGACAUUAUAAUGCCAGUGUGCGCUGAAGAUCAGAUUGUAAAAAUGGAAUUAACUCCAAAUGGUUGCAAACGAUUCAUCUGUGAAUGCAUUCCGAGAGAUGAGUGUCUUCAGUCUACACCUGAUAAUGACGUCGAACUUCUGCCAGGCAUGGUAAACGUGAUAAACAAUCAGGGAUGUUGUCCUUCGUUCAAGGCAUCUUGUGUACCAGAAACAUGCCCCGAACCGAAACCGUGUGAUUUAUACUACGAGCAAAUCAAAAUUGAAAACCACCAAUGUUGUCCUCAGUAUAAAUGUGAGUUACCGAAUAAUACAUGCAUUUACGAGUACGAAUGGAUAGCAUCAAAUGAAGGUGGCGAGCGUAAGCGAAACAACAACGAGAAAGCAGUGAUCUUAAAACAAUUAAUUGAUACCUGGGAAGACGGGCCCUGUAGAUCAUGUUUUUGUGAUGUUGAUUCAAAGAAAGGAAUGUGCAAUAAGCUCGAGUGCUCUCCUUCGCCGAGUAAUUCUGAGUAUGUGAUGGCAGCUAAAAUGAAAUAUGGCCAAUGCUGUCCUACGUACAAGCGAGAGUCGUGUAUCCAUCAAGGAACAGUGUACAACGUGGGAAGCGAAUGGACCUCUGCAGAUCCUUGCAAAACGUUGAGUUGUAAACUUGAUAGCAACGAUGAAGCAUACGUCCACGAAUCAGUAAAGAGCUGCAAUAGCGAUUGUGCUUUGGGCUGGGCUUAUGUUAAACCAAACAUGCCAAACAAUUGCUGCGGUUCGUGUGUACAAGAUAGUUGUGUAAUGCAAAACAAAGCGUACGCAGAAAACGAUACGUGGACAUACGACAACUGUACAACGUAUUUGUGUGAAAAAUCAGCAUUCAACGAGUUCAAUAUUUUACCGGUGUACCAAAGUUGUCCUAACAUCGGCAACUGCCCGGAGAACAGAAUUUACAAAGACGGUUGUUGCGAACGUUGCAAUGCUACCGGAACCGAAGAAGUAGCCAGUGACAAAUCGUUAUGCGCUCCUGAAAGUUUGCCACUCAACCACACCGUUGGGUUGGUGAUCGAAGAGAGUCUAUUCCACGAUACGUGCACUAACCCGGACGGUAUUGUCGGCUUCACCGAAUGCCGAGGCCUGUGUGAUUCUUACACGUAUUUCAACAAAAAAACGACCAAACACGAUUCCAAAUGUCAAUGUUGUCAACCGAUCCGCUACGAAGAGGUUUCUGUGUCUCUACAAUGUAAGGACGGUUACAGGUAUAAAAAAUCGGUCGCCGUUCCGUCGGCUUGUUCGUGUACGGCCUGUGGUGGAGACAGUUUUUCAUUAAAAAUAUCGAAAAAACAUUAAAUGUUGUAAUUCAGACAAAUUUAAAGUGAGUUACACAAACAGAAUUGUAUAAUAUGUAAUAUGUUUUUAUUGUUCGUUCACUCGUUGUAUUGUUAACACUAAGUAAUAUUGUAAUAAUAAGUAUUAUUGAUAUUUAAUUAAAACUUAGAUAAUAAGAUUAGACA
Molecule: messenger RNA, 11508 nt
Organism: Adelges cooleyi (spruce gall adelgid)
Lineage: Eukaryota; Metazoa; Arthropoda; Insecta; Hemiptera; Adelgidae
Product: hemocytin-like
Exons: 50
Coding region: 116-11344 (3742 amino acids)
Cellular component (GO): extracellular matrix
Molecular function (GO): protein binding
Source: RefSeq, a predicted model, not a curated record